GGAGCAUCUCUCUCGGACCUUACUCUUACAUUUUGCAUCAACCCUGGAUGGUAUUCUACCGGGAACAUUGGGAGCAGAUGAUGUUCACAAACAAUGUAUUGGUGGAAUGUUUCAUCAGUGGGGGUGGAAGCACCGUGCUUCUCACUCCCUCUGUACCCGCCAGGACGCCCACUGGUGACUGUUGAUUCCAAGCCAUGUUUCCCGGUCUUAGACGAGACGUUGGAAUUGAUAUUCUACUUCACGGGCUGCAUUCUGAACCUCAUCAUUAUAAGCCUUAUUUUAAGAAGUGCAAAACGUUCGAAACCCAGCGGUGGAGAGAGUGUACCUCGAUUGUUAGUCUUGGUGCUUUGUGUGACCGAGUUAAUAUUUCUCGUCCUAGGGGAGACAUCGUGGGUAGUGAGCUUCAUAGCCGGGAAGUGGACUGGGGACAUCCCAGUUUACCUGUUCGCAGCCUCGGCAGUGGUUGCCUGCAGUAGGCUGUCAAAAUGCAUCGUCGUGGUGAUGGGGAUCGAACGCUAUCUGAGCAUCAAGAAACCAUUCUUCUAUGAUAACUCGGUCACGCCCCGCCGUAUUGGAGUCGUAAUCCUCGGCAUCAUUUUCUACUCCGUCUCUCUCUCGGGUUUCUUCAUUGCCGGUGUGACCACGCGGACUUGGGAAGCUUGCCCCGCGAGUGCGUCAAAAGACCAUUGUUUAAAAUUAAUUGAUUCCAACUCUAACCUUUAUGACAAUCAAACCAAGUACCUCUACCUUAACUCUGCCGUGGAAAACGCUUACGAAUAUUUCACUUUACUUGAGGGUGUUGUGAUGACCGUGGUUCUUAUAUCAUGCAAUGUGGUGGUCAUUCGAUGUAUGCAAAGAUUGAAAGCCCACUUGGAACUUGCAUGUCCGAGGAACAGAGAAGAGUAUAUGAAACAAGUGGAUAUGAUUCGGGGCGCACCGGCGGAUUUCUCUCGUCUGAUGGUGGCGAUUGCAGUGGUCUUUGUGGUAUGCAUAUUACCAUACGAGAUCCGUUGGUUCUCGAAUCAGCUCGACGUAUGGCACUCCGAAACCCUAGACUACAUCGCCGUUCGUCUCUACCUCGGCACGUGCGUUAUCAACCCGCUAAUGUACGGAAUAUUCCGCAGGAACGUUCGCCGUAAGAUCAUGGCGAACACACGGAAACUGCUUCGUAAAUGCUGCUGUUGUUGUAAGGCUUCAAAUAAAGUGCGCCCUCAGAGGACAGAGGCGGAAAGAUGGCGGACUCCAUCGACCAUUUCCGGAUCGUUGGCGGACUCUCGUGCUACGUGAUUCGAAUGGAGCGUCCUUAUUGGACACUUUUUAUGUGUGUGGACCGCCGCCUUGGAUAAUUUGGAUGCAAUGUUGGUGUCCGAGUUUUUUUUAUACAAAACGCAAGGCCUAAGUUGCACAAAAACCUAUUCUAAAAAUGUCAGCAGAA
Molecule: messenger RNA, 1435 nt
Organism: Asterias rubens (European starfish)
Lineage: Eukaryota; Metazoa; Echinodermata; Asteroidea; Forcipulatida; Asteriidae
Product: prostaglandin E2 receptor EP4 subtype-like
Exons: 2
Coding region: 94-1287 (397 amino acids)
Biological process (GO): inflammatory response; positive regulation of cytosolic calcium ion concentration; adenylate cyclase-activating G protein-coupled receptor signaling pathway
Cellular component (GO): plasma membrane
Molecular function (GO): G protein-coupled receptor activity
Source: RefSeq, a predicted model, not a curated record